UCUUACAGUUCUGACCCACUUCAAGACUGCAUCUCUAAGGUGGGGCCUUUGACUGGGCCUCCAUCAAUAACUUGCAGCCAUGAGUUCAGACCAGGAAAUGGCUAUUUUUGGGGAGGCUGCUCCUUACCUCCGAAAGUCUGAAAAGGAGCGAAUUGAGGCCCAGAACAAGCCUUUUGAUGCCAAGACAUCAGUCUUUGUGGUGGACCCUAAGGAGUCCUUUGUGAAAGCAACAGUGCAGAGCAGGGAAGGAGGGAAGGUGACAGCCAAGACUGAAGCUGGAGCUACAGUAACUGUGAAAGAAGACCAAGUCUUCCCCAUGAACCCUCCCAAAUAUGACAAGAUCGAGGACAUGGCCAUGAUGACACACCUGCAUGAGCCUGCCGUGCUGUACAACCUCAAAGAGCGUUACGCAGCCUGGAUGAUCUAUACCUACUCAGGCCUCUUCUGUGUCACUGUCAACCCCUACAAGUGGUUGCCAGUGUAUAACGCCGAGGUGGUGACGGCCUACAGAGGCAAAAAGCGCCAGGAGGCCCCGCCCCACAUCUUCUCCAUCUCUGACAACGCCUAUCAGUUCAUGCUGACUGAUCGGGAGAAUCAGUUUGUAUAUAAGAUCAUCUUUUUUACUUGCAAGGGUAAAUUCAUCAGGAUCCACUUUGGUACCACGGGGAAACUGGCUUCUGCUGAUAUAGAAACAUAUCUUCUGGAGACAGUCUUGGAUUUCAACAGCCUGGAGCAGCUGUGCAUCAACUUCACCAACGAGAAACUGCAACAGUUUUUCAACCACCACAUGUUCGUGCUGGAGCAGGAGGAGUACAAGAAGGAAGGCAUUGAGUGGGAGUUCAUCGACUUCGGGAUGGACCUUGCUGCCUGCAUUGAGCUCAUCGAGAAGCCUAUGGGCAUCUUCUCCAUCCUGGAAGAGGAGUGCAUGUUCCCCAAGGCCACAGACACUUCCUUCAAGAACAAGCUGUACGAACAGCAUCUUGGCAAGUCCGCCAAUUUCCAGAAGCCCAAGCUUGUCAAAGGCAGAACUGAGGCCCACUUCUCACUGAUUCACUAUGCCGGGGUUGUGGACUACAACAUUAAUGGCUGGCUUGACAAGAACAAGGAUCCCCUGAACGAGACCGUGGUCGGGCUGUACCAGAAGUCUUCAGUGAAAACUCUGGCUCUCCUCUUCUCUGGGACAGCAUCUGCUGAUGCAGAUGCUGCUCCGAAGAAGGGGGGUAAGAAGAAGGGUUCUUCCUUCCAGACCGUGUCUGCGCUCUUUAGGGAGAAUUUGAAUAAGCUGAUGACCAACCUGAGGAGCACUCACCCUCACUUUGUACGGUGCAUCAUCCCCAAUGAAACCAAAACUCCCGGGGCCAUGGAGCAUGAACUUGUCCUGCACCAGCUGAGGUGUAAUGGUGUGCUAGAAGGCAUCCGCAUCUGCAGGAAGGGAUUCCCAAGCAGGAUCCUUUACGCAGACUUCAAACAGAGAUACAAGGUAUUAAACGCAAGUGCUAUCCCCGAAGGACAAUUCAUCGAUAGCAAGAAGGCUUCUGAGAAGCUCCUUGGGUCCAUUGACAUCGACCACACCCAGUAUAAAUUUGGUCACACCAAGGUCUUCUUCAAAGCUGGUCUUCUGGGGCUCCUAGAGGAGAUGCGAGAUGACAAGCUGGCCCAGAUAAUUACCCGAACCCAGGCCAGGUGCAGAGGGUUCUUGGCAAGAGUGGAGUACCAGAAGAUGGUGGAAAGAAGAGAGUCCAUCUUUUGCAUCCAGUACAACGUCCGUGCUUUCAUGAAUGUGAAGCACUGGCCCUGGAUGAAGCUAUAUUUCAAAAUCAAGCCCCUCCUCAAGAGUGCAGAGACAGAGAAGGAGAUGGCCAACAUGAAGGAAGAAUUUGAAAAAACCAAAGAAAGCCUUGCAAAGGCCGAGGCCAAAAGAAAAGAGCUGGAAGAAAAAAUGGUUGCUCUGAUGCAAGAGAAAAAUGACCUGCAACUCCAGGUUCAAGCUGAAGCAGACAGUUUGGCUGAUGCAGAGGAAAGAUGUGACCAGCUGAUUAAAACCAAAAUCCAGCUGGAGGCCAAAAUCAAGGAGGCGACUGAGAGAGCUGAGGAUGAAGAAGAGAUCAAUGCUGAGCUGACGGCCAAGAAGAGGAAACUGGAAGACGAAUGUUCAGAGCUCAAGAAGGACAUUGAUGACCUUGAGCUGACACUGGCCAAGGUUGAAAAGGAGAAACAUGCCACAGAAAAUAAGGUGAAAAACCUCACAGAGGAGAUGGCAGGCCUGGAUGAAACCAUCGCUAAGCUGACCAAGGAGAAGAAGGCCCUCCAAGAGGCCCACCAGCAGACCCUGGAUGACCUGCAGGCAGAAGAGGACAAAGUCAACACCUUGACCAAAGCUAAAACCAAGCUAGAGCAGCAAGUGGAUGAUCUUGAAGGAUCUUUGGAACAAGAGAAGAAAAUUCGGAUGGAUCUAGAAAGAGCAAAGAGGAAACUGGAGGGAGACCUAAAAUUGGCCCAAGAAUCCACAAUGGAUGUGGAAAAUGACAAACAGCAACUUGAUGAAAAGCUUAAAAAAAAAGAGUUUGAAAUGAACAAUCUGCAAAGCAAGAUUGAAGAUGAACAGGCCCUUGCAAUGCAACUGCAGAAGAAGAUCAAGGAGUUACAGGCCCGCAUCGAGGAGCUGGAGGAGGAAAUCGAGGCAGAGCGGGCCUCCCGGGCCAAAGCAGAGAAGCAGCGCUCUGACCUCUCCCGGGAACUGGAGGAGAUCAGCGAGCGCCUGGAGGAAGCUGGUGGGGCGACUUCAGCCCAGAUUGAGAUGAACAAGAAGAGGGAGGCUGAGUUCCAGAAAAUGCGCAGGGACCUGGAGGAGGCCACUCUGCAGCAUGAAGCCACGGCAGCCACCCUGAGGAAGAAGCACGCGGACAGUGUGGCUGAACUUGGGGAGCAGAUAGACAACCUGCAGAGGGUCAAGCAGAAACUGGAGAAAGAGAAGAGUGAAAUGAAGAUGGAGAUUGAUGACCUAGCUAGUAACAUGGAGACUGUCUCCAAAGCCAAGGGAAACCUUGAAAAGAUGUGCCGCACUCUGGAAGAUCAACUGAGCGAACUUAAGAGCAAGGAAGAAGAGCAGCAGAGGCUGGUCAAUGACCUGACGGCCCAGAGAGCGCGCCUGCAGACAGAAGCAGGUGAAUAUUCACGCCAGCUAGAUGAAAAGGACUCAUUAGUUUCUCAGCUCUCAAGGGGCAAACAAGCAUUUACACAACAGAUCGAGGAACUGAAAAGGCAACUUGAAGAGGAGAUAAAAGCCAAGAGUGCUCUGGCCCAUGCCCUGCAGUCAGCCCGCCAUGACUGUGACCUGCUGCGGGAACAGUAUGAGGAGGAGCAGGAAGCCAAGGCCGAGCUUCAGAGGUCAAUGUCCAAGGCUAACAGUGAGGUUGCCCAGUGGAGGACCAAAUACGAGACGGAUGCCAUCCAGCGCACAGAGGAGCUGGAGGAGGCUAAGAAGAAGCUGGCUCAGCGUCUGCAGGAUGCUGAAGAACACGUAGAAGCUGUGAAUGCCAAAUGCGCUUCCCUUGAGAAGACCAAGCAGCGGCUCCAGAAUGAAGUGGAGGACCUCAUGAUUGAUGUUGAGAGAACUAAUGCUGCCUGUGCAGCCCUGGACAAAAAGCAAAGGAACUUUGAUAAGGUCCUGGCAGAAUGGAAACACAAGUAUGAAGAAACUCAUGCUGAACUUGAAGCUUCCCAAAAGGAGUCCCGUUCACUCAGCACAGAGCUGUUCAAGGUUAAGAAUGCUUAUGAGGAAUCCUUAGACCAACUUGAAACCCUGAAGCGGGAAAAUAAGAAUUUACAACAGGAGAUUUCUGAUCUCACUGAGCAGAUUGCAGAAGGAGGAAAACGUAUCCAUGAACUGGAAAAAAUAAAGAAGCAAAUUGAGCAAGAAAAGUCUGAAAUUCAGGCUGCUUUAGAAGAGGCCGAGGCAUCUCUUGAACAUGAAGAGGGAAAGCUCCUGCGCAUCCAGCUGGAGUUGAACCAUGCCCACCUGGAGCGGAUGAAGAAGAACCUGGAGCAGACGGUGAAGGACCUGCAGCACCGUCUGGACGAGGCUGAGCAGCUGGCCCUGAAGGGCGGAAAGAAGCAGAUCCAGAAACUGGAGGCCAGGGUACGUGAACUUGAAGGAGAAGUUGAAAGCGAACAGAAGCGCAAUGUUGAGGCUGUCAAGGGUCUGCGCAAACAUGAGAGAAGAGUAAAAGAGCUCACUUACCAGACUGAGGAAGACCGCAAGAAUAUACUCAGGCUCCAGGAUCUGGUGGAUAAACUGCAAUCAAAGGUGAAAGCUUACAAGAGACAAGCUGAGGAAGCGGAGGAACAAUCCAAUGUCAACCUCUCCAAAUUCCGCAAGCUCCAGCACGAGCUGGAGGAGGCCGAGGAACGGGCUGACAUUGCCGAGUCCCAGGUCAACAAGCUGCGGGUGAAGAGCCGGGAGGUUCACACCAAAAUCAUAAGUGAAGAGUGAUUCAUCCAAAUGCUAAAAGUGACCAAAGAAGUGCACAAAAUGUGAAUAUCUUUGUCACUCUACGUGACAUCUUUGUACGUAUGAUUUUUGCAGAUAAAAAAUUUAUCGGCA
Molecule: messenger RNA, 4603 nt
Organism: Ceratotherium simum simum (southern white rhinoceros)
Lineage: Eukaryota; Metazoa; Chordata; Mammalia; Perissodactyla; Rhinocerotidae
Source: RefSeq, a predicted model, not a curated record